This is a messenger RNA of Plasmodium falciparum 3D7, 3003 nucleotides long. Its product is annotated as zinc finger CCCH domain-containing protein. The record is from RefSeq and is a predicted model, not a curated record. Lineage: Eukaryota; Apicomplexa; Aconoidasida; Haemosporida; Plasmodiidae. Gene Ontology annotation, molecular function: metal ion binding.
AUGAUGAAGAAAAAUAAUAAGAAUUCCUCUCAGGGACAAUCAGAAACGUUGUUUCUUAUAAAAAAGCAAUUUUUCAAAACUAAAAUGUGUCCUUUUCAGAAGAAUAAAAAUUAUUGUCUAAAUGAAUCGAGUUGUCAUUAUGCACACAGUAUAGAAGAAUUAAAGCCAAUGCCAGAUUUGAGGAAUACCAAACUUUGUGAUUUUGUAAAAAAAAAGAUACCUUGUCGAGAUAUAAAUUGUACGUUUGCUCAUGAUAUUGAUACGUUAAAACCUAGUGUUCAUUUGGCUACCUACAAAUCAACCAUAUGCAGCUUUUGGGGAAAAGGAAAGUGUUUCAAUGGUAAUAAAUGUAGAUUUGCCCACGGUAAUGAAGAUAUAAAAAUGAAUGAUAUAAAAAUGAACGAUAUAAAAAUGAACGAUAUAAAAAUGAAUGAUGUAAAAUUAAAUGACGAUGCAAUAUUUAAUGACCACAUAAAAUUUAAUGACCGCAUAAAAUUUGAUGAUCACAUAAAAUUUGAUGAUCAUAUAAAAUUUGAUGACCAGAUAAAAUUUAAUGACCACAUAAAAUUUGAUGACCACAUAAAAUUUGAUGACCACAUAAAAUUUGAUGAUCACAUAGAAUUGUUAGACGAUAUUAAAUAUAACAAGAACAAUAUAUAUAAGAACAAAUGUAAAGAUAAUAACUACGAUAUAAAACAAGAAGGUACAGCAUCCACAUAUUCAUUUAACACAUGUGAUAAUUCUAUAAAUUGUUCUUUAGAAACAGCGAAUGUAUCUUCUUUUGAUAAAAGUAGAGAAAUUUUGGUUUUAAGGAAGAAAAACGUAAAUCAGGAAAAUUGUAUUGAUGAUGAUGAUAAUAAUAAUGAACAUGAUAACAAGAUUGGAAAAAUUAAUGAAGAUGAAUAUUUAAAAAAAAAUGAGAGAGAAUAUAACAAUGAAAUAAUAAAUAAUAAGAAAAUUAUUCGAAAGGAUAUUUAUGAGAACAAUUAUUAUGAUAAUAAUUUUUAUUAUGAUGAUCAAGAAAAGAUUGAUAAUAUAAUAUGGAAUGGAAAAGGAAAUAUGGAGAAGAUGGAUUAUAUAGAUAAUAAAGUAAAAGUUUCAGAGGACACAGGAUCUACUAGAACAAAACAUAUUCAUAAUGAAUUCUUAUUGAAUAAUAGUUUUGAUAAUUCAAUUGAACAUGUAGAAAAUAUAGAAAAUGUUUGUAUUAAUGAUGCUAUUAAUAAUCUUGGUAAUAUUGCUUUAUCUACCUUUAUAGAAAAUAAUGAGAAAUAUACAAAAGUUAUAAAAUAUUUAUUAAACGAAAAUAAUAUGCUCAAAGAAUCUAUCAAAAAGGAACACAAAAAUAAUAUUUUAUUAGAACAUGAUAAAGAAAUACGACAUAUCAAGCUAGAUACUAAUAAUUCGACAUAUAAAAAUAAUGUGAUCAAAGAAAAUAACAACUAUUGUAAUAAUAUUUGUGUUCAUGAUGUAACAAAUUAUAUGUUCCCGGAAGAUAAUUUUGAAAAAUUGUUAUAUUCUAAUGAUAAGAAAAUGUAUUCAAAUAAUAACAUAAAUAUAUUUGAUGAUACAAAUAAAAUGGAUGAAAAUUUUUAUAGCAUAAUUAAAACGAUAGAUGAUAUUUUAAUUUCACAAAAUGUAGCUUCCUACAGAAAUAUAAAUGAUACCAACAAAAUUAAUAAUGUCGAUGAUAAUAAAAUUGACGAUGAUAAUAAAAUUGACGAUGAUAACAAAAAUGGAGAAGAUAACAAAAUUGACGAUGAUAACAAAAAUGGAGAAGAUAACAAAAAUGGAGAUGAUAAUAAUAAUAAAGAAUGUGGAAAUAUAACAUCGUGUAAUUUAAAAUCCUUUGAAAAUUACAAAAAUAUAUAUCCCAAUUUUUAUACGUUUAAUACCAAUGAUAAUAAAAAUGUUCAUUUAGAGGGAUAUAAAAAAAUAGGAAAUAAUUCGUGUGAACAAAAUUUUGAUUAUACAAAAUAUAAAGCAUAUCCUCAUAAUAUUAAUAAUAUGAACUAUAAUAAUUAUACAAAUGACAUAGAAAAUUAUUCUUCUCAAAAAUUGUUUGAUCCUACUAUGAACUUGGAUGUAGAUUUAUUAAACGAGGAAGAUACAAAUGAGCACAUAAACCGUUUAAAAAAUAUAGUAACACAAAGAUCAUAUAAUAAAAACGACGAAACAUAUAUAUGGAAUGAUAAAAGGUAUAUUACAAAUGGUAAUAUAGCUGCUCCUUUUUUUGUUAAUAAUAAUGAUAUGAUAUUAUCACCUCAUUAUAAUCAUAACAACAAUUUUAAUAAAACUUCUAAAGAAAUGAAUAAAACAAAAAUGACCAAGGAAAAAAACGCAAAAUUAAAUUUAAGACAAUAUUCAGAAAUGGGAAAUAAAACUAUGAACAUAGAUAAACUUUUAGAAAUUACUGAUGAAAAAUCUGACAUUUUAAAAAAAAUAAAAAAUUUUAUUUCGAAUGAAUUACAAAAUAAUGAAAAACAAAAUUAUUCAAACAAAAAAAAUAAUUUAUAUUCUAAUAUAUCUAUAACAUCUAAUGGAAACAACAACAAUAAUAAUAAUAAUAAUAAUAAUCAUAUGUAUAGAAAGAGUACCUUAUUAAAUGAACAUAUCACAGCAACUACAUUUAAUGGUGUCCUCCCCGAUUUUGCUAAUGACAUCUACAUUCAUGAUAAUAAUUAUCAUAAUGAUAAUGAUGAUAAGGAUAAUAAUCAUAAUUAUGAUUAUAAUUAUAAUUAUAAAUAUGAUUGUAAUCAUAACAAUAGGAACAACGAUGGAUUUAUGAAUGAUCAUAAUAUUGAUACGAUUAAUAGUGAUCUUUACAAAUAUAAAAAAGAUAUUAAUAAUGAUCAAAAUAUAUGGAAUAAUAAUCAUAAUAAUCAUAAUAAUAACUUUAACAAAUACUCGUACCCAAUAACAUCACAUGAUUUGAUGAACCAUCAAAAAAAUAAAGACUUUUUCAUUAUGUCGAAAUCGGUUAAUUUAAGUAGCUUAAAUUAA